Messenger RNA from Gavialis gangeticus (Gharial), 1724 nucleotides. It is a transcript of the gene SNAP29, whose product is annotated as synaptosome associated protein 29. Bases 202 to 996 code for a protein of 264 amino acids. The transcript is spliced from 6 exons. The record is from RefSeq and is a predicted model, not a curated record. Gene Ontology annotation, cellular component: SNARE complex; plasma membrane. NCBI's taxonomy places the organism in Eukaryota, Metazoa, Chordata, Crocodylia, Gavialidae. Gene Ontology annotation, molecular function: SNAP receptor activity; syntaxin binding. Gene Ontology annotation, biological process: synaptic vesicle priming; exocytosis; synaptic vesicle fusion to presynaptic active zone membrane.
GGAAGCAGCCGGGCAGGCGGGCUAGGUCGCUCAGGGCUCGGUGGAGUCGGCGUUGGGGCCGCGAUAACACGCCUGUGUUGAGACUCACUCCGUCUCAGUCCGCCUGUUGCUCCCGGCCCAGGCAGCACGCGCCAGCCACGAGCCCGCAUUAUUUCUCUGUGCUUGCACCGCAGCUGGGGGAGAAGAGCAAAAAUCAGCAUCAUGUCAACUUAUUCUAAGAGCUACAACCCGUUUGACGAUGACGAUGAAGAUUUGAAGCCGGUGAGGUGGAAUGAUGGAGCGGAUGACAACCUGGAGGACCCUGUGGAGAGACAGCGCAGGGAGGCUGCCAACAAGCAGCGGUACAUGCAGCAAGAGGUGCUGAGGCGAUCGGCAGCCACGGUGGACAGCACGCACCGCUCGCUCUCUCUCAUUUACGAGUCGGAGAAGGUCGGGGUGGCCACUUCAGAGGAGCUUGUACGUCAGGGUGAGGCAUUAAAGCGCACUGAACAAAUGGUGGAUAAAAUGGAACAGGACUUAAAGACUAGUCAGAGACACAUAAAUAACAUUAAAAGUGUCUUUGGUGGUUUUGUAAACUACUUCAAAUCCAAACCUCCAGAAACCAAGCCUGAGCAGAAUGGAGCACCCGAGUACUAUGCAAACAGCAGACUAAAAGAAGCCAUGGCCAGCAGUAAAGAACAAGAAGCAAAGUACCAGGAGAGUCAUCCAAAUUUAAGGAAGCUAGACAAUUUAGAGUGUGAAAUCAGUGGGGCCAAUUCAGGUUAUUCUGUCCAGCCUGACAUUUAUCCAAAGAAUCAACAUGUUCGUGCCUACCACCAGAAAAUUGACAGCAACUUGGAUGAGAUGUCCUCUGGGCUGAGCCGUCUGAAAAACCUAGCCCUGGGUCUGCAGACGGAAAUUGAUGAACAGGACACCAUUCUUGACCGGUUAACCCAAAAAGUCGAGACUCUGGAUGUCAAUAUUACCAGCACUGAAAGAAAAGUCCGAAAACUUUAAAGACUUCACAGAAAUUCUUUGUGUAGUAUGUGAUCCUGGAUGGUUCAUCUUGCCAGAUUUCUUAAAAAAGAAAAAAAAAAUCUUGGGCAAUUCCCAUUUCUUUCUCUGGUAUGUUAGUGACUUAGCUAUCAUUAAAAUGGCAUAAUCUUGAGUGAACCAUCAGAUUUAACACUCUUCUUCUUAGUGAACACAUAAAAGGUCACUCUGGGCAGCACAUCUUUUUGCAGCUGGCUUAAGGGUAAAGGCCUUAGUGCUGGAUGCCCUGUUCGGGUGUAUUAGUGUGUCACAUGUCCCUGGCCACAGAGUAAGAAGAAAAACUAUGUUUUUGCCUCACUUCUUGCAAAGAAAAGUAUAGUGUGUUCUGCCCAUUUUAGAACAGAUACUGCUAAUUUUAAAAGUUUAGUCUAUUUUAAAUGCUGAAAACGCAGUUUUUGAGCUGCAAGAAUUAACUCUAAAUAUUUUCCACUGGCACUUCAGUGGAUACUUCUGAGAUUCUUAUCCAACAAUCUGUUUGACAAAAGUUAUAACAUGUCAGGUGUGGCAUGCAGUUAUGCUGUCUUUAAGUGUGUUGAUCUCCCUUUUGCCAAAGAGAAAGCAUUUAACAGGCUCACUUUAGUAGCAUUGAGAUAAUAGCCAAAUGUUAAUUUUUAACCGAGAAAGGCCCUAGUCUAGUAAAAAUUACUGUGUGUAAAGGUACAUGCCUUUGUUAACAUUUGCAGACCAGGACC